AUGGAUGACGUGGAAGAGCGGGGCCCCCGGAAGGCCCACGGCGGCCCUUACACGUCCAAACACCCCGUGCCCACCGUCCAGGGCUACCGCGAGCACCGCGCCGAGCUCAAGGAGCGCCAACAGGAGACCGAGGACCUCCAGAACCAGCAGGACCAGGAUGAUGCUGCAGGACAGCGGGCUGCAGCCGGCGAUGCCGGUGACUCGAGGGCCAAACGCGCAUAUGAGUCGGUCAAGGCCAUCGCCAAAAACAAGGAUCGCCAGGCGGCCGUCCACGAUCCCUAUCCGACCGCAAACCGGAACCAAAUUUCAGGUCCGCCGGGAGACGACUCGGAGAGUGGCGCCGUCCAAGGCGGCCAUGACCCGAGGCAGGAGGACGUCGAGGGCUCAGAGUCAGACAACGAUGGCAGUCGCGACCAGCCGGAUUCGAAGGACAAGUCGGCGACCGAAACCGUCGCCGCCUCAAUCGACCCAAAGGAGAAGCGCAAGGCUAUGAAGAAGACCAAAAGGGGCGGGGGCGGCAGGGAAGUCACCGACCCCGUCACCCACCUGCCCAUGGUGAUCCACGACAUGACCAACAAGGAUCUCGGCGCAGUGCCCGAGAACGAAGCGACUGUGGGAGAGACGCCGCACACCCUGACUGGCCUCGGCGGCGCCUCAAAGUCGCAGCAGCAGCUGGGAAAAGAGAAGGCGGGUAUCGACAGUGGUCACCAAGGCAUGCGCAUGAUGUUCCCGCCGCCCGAGUUUGAAGACACGAAGCGCGAGAUGGCCAGUACUUACCGCACGGCUCUUGUCGCUGGCCUGGCGUCUGUUAGCUCGCUGGCUCUGCUCGCCAUCGGUUUCAUCACGCUUCUCCAGUCAAGCUCCAGCCACCACUCAGCUGGCGGAUACCGGAGCUGGUGGUUGUGGCCAUCUGUUUUGGCGGUGCUCGGAUUGGCGGGUGCUGGCUCGUUCGGCAUUGUCGUCGCCAUUUCUGGCUGGCUGGACAAAAGAGUCGAGGACGUCUUCGAGGACGAAAUAUGGGAUGCCGCGAGGAUGCGCGAGACGGAACGGAACGGCUCGGGCACCGAGCUGCCAGAGUCGGCGGCCUGGCUGAACAGCAUGCUGAUGUCCAUGUGGCCACUGAUCAACCCCGACCUGUUUGCGUCCCUGGUCGACACGCUCGAGGAUGUCAUGCAGGCGUCCCUGCCAAAGGUUGUGCGCAUGGUGAGCGUCGAUGAUCUCGGCCAGGGUAGCGAGGCCAUCCGUAUCCUGGGCGUGAAGUGGCUCCCUACCGGUGCUGCGGGCCAGUCGGUCGAUUCGCAAGGCAACCGCAAGGCGAGCAAGUCGAGCAAGUCGAACGACCGAGCUGCGCCUGGCGAAGGAGAAAUCGACAACGGCGAUGACGGCAAGCAACAAAAAGGGGAUGGCGGUGACGAGGGCGAGGGGGACGGCAAGGACCGGUCCCAGGAUGCAGAGGCGAUCCGCGAAGGCAUGGAGGCCGAGGAGGGAGACUUUGUCAACAUGGAACUCGCCUUCUCGUAUCGGGCGAGAUCGUCAGGCAAGUCUAUGAAGAGCAAGGCGAAAAACGCGCACCUCUACCUCAAGUUCUACCUGCCCGGCGGUAUUGCCGUGCCCGUCUGGGUUGAGCUGCGAGGCAUCGUCGGGAUUAUGCGUCUUCGCCUCCAGCUGACUCCUGACCCGCCGUUCAUCGACCUUUGCACACUGACGUUUCUCGGCCAGCCACGAGCCGACAUCUCGUGUGUUCCGCUGUCCAAGCACAGCUUGAAUCUCAUGGACGUGCCGCUCAUCUCAACGUUUGUGCAGUCAUCCAUCGACGCGGCCCUGGCCGAAUACGUGGCGCCAAAGUCGCUCACGCUGGCGCUCAAGGAGAUGCUCGUCGGCGACGACUUCAAGAAGGACACGGUGGCGCGCGGCGUCGUGCUUGUCCACAUCAAGCGGGCGCGCGAUUUCAAAGACGGCGACGGCGGCUUCGGGCCAAUGAAGGGAUCGAGCGACUCGUACGUCACCGCCUCGUGGGGGAAAUUUGGGAAACCGCAGGCGUGUACCCGCAUCAUUGUCGACGAUCAGAAGCCAAACUGGGACGAGUGGGCGUCUAUUCUCGUGUCCCCCGACGAGAUCAACGCCGACGAGACGCUGCGGCUGCAGAUCUGGGAUUCGGACAAGCACACGGCCGACGACGACUUGGGACGUGUUGAGCUCCGCCUCAAGGAGAUUAUGCACGAUUCAAAGACAAAAAACCAGAUGUGCGACCGGGAAGACGAGCUGAGGGCGGAAGAUCCAGACGAGAAGAUGCCCGGCAAGAUAAUGUGGUCUGUCGGCUACUUUGCCAAGGCGCAUAUCCAGCAGACCCAGCUUGAUCAGCAGACGGUCGACCCCAGCAUUCGCAGUCUAGACACACUCAAAAAGCAAGUGUCGGAAACGGCAAGGUCCAAGCUACGGGAGGCGCUCGAUUCCAAAGACACGUCCAAGGAGCUGCACCAGCAAGAGGUGCAAGACUGCAAGGAGAUGGAAGAUGCCAUGAUCAUUUCGGCGCCGCCCUUGGACGAUCUGCCGAGCGGGAUCCUGAGCAUCCAGAUUCACAACAUGACGGGGCUUGAGGUGGCUAAGCCGAACCGGAGCAGGACAAACGGCGCCGGGGACGGCGAGGACAGAGAAGACGAGGCCGAACAGUCGGACGACCUGCCCGACAGCUACUGCACCAUCAUCCUGAACCACACCAAGGUCUACCGCACGCGGACCAAGCCCAAGAACGCCAAGCCCUUCUUCAACGCCGGCACGGAGCGCUUCGUCAAGGACUGGCGAACCGCCGAGGUCAUCGUGUCAGUCCGCGACAGCCGCGAGGGUGAGAACGACCCGCUCCUCGGCAUCGUGUACCUGCCGCUGCGGCGCGUGUUCAAGAAGCGCAGCCAGACUAUGGCUACUUACCCCCUUGCCGGCGGCAUCGGGUACGGCCGCGCACGCGUCAGCAUGGUCUGGCGCAGCGUCGAGCUCAAGAUGCCCCGUGAGCUCAUGGGCUGGGACUACGGCACCAUCGAGGUCAAGGCUCCCGUCAAGAUCACCAGCGCCGACUUUCCGGAGCAGCUCCGGCAGUGCAAGCUGAAAUUCAAGACCAAGAUUAACAAGGCCAAGAUGCACACCGUCCAAGACGACGGCGGCAGCAGCGGCGGCGGGGCGUGGAGGCCCAAGAAGCAGACCGAGGAGGGCGUGUUCCUGGGCGUUAUCAAGCGCUACGCGGCGCCGCUCGUCAUCGAGUUCCGCCAUAAGUCGGUCCUGGCGGACGGGUCGCCAGGGCUGGCCGUGCUGUGGCUGGGGUCGAUUCCGGACGAGGAAGAGUGGACGGUGACGCUGCAGGUGUGGAAGGGUGGCAAGAAGCAGCUGCAGCGAGCGCGCGCGUGUGCCAACUACAACGGGCUCGACGACGGCGAGAAGCCCCUCGGCGAGAUGGAGCUCACGGUCAGAUUCUGGCGCGGGCUGAGCGGGUUCCACAAGGCGUACUCUCACCGGUCUAGGAACGCGGAUGUUAGGGGCGUCAUGGAGGUGCUAGACACGGUCAAUGAUGAGAAGAUGGCCGAGGGCGAGGGCGAGGCCGAGGUCGAUGAUCAGGGUGCCAAGGACAGCCACGGCGAGGUGGGGGCGAGCAAAGACGACUCGUUUUCGGGCCUGGGGUUUGAUAGCGACUCGGGCUCGGACACUGACUCGUCGUCAUCCGAGUCUGACGAAGACGGCGACGGACUAGGGAAGAAGCAAGAGUCGCGCGAGGAGGCCGAAAAGCGCAAGAUGCUCCGCAAAGCCGGCGACAGCUCGUCGUCGUCGUCUUCAUCUGGUGGAGAGUCGGAUCCUGAGGGCGGCGGCAGCGGGAGGAGCAAAUCGCUCGCCAAGCCGGUCAAGAAGCUGCCGGCUAAGCUCAAGCAGCAGACGUCACCGCUGCUCAACUGGAAGGGCGGCAGCGACGACGACGGGACGAGGGGGGUCGUGUCGCAGAUGCAGGACUACAAGCGCCACCACAAGCAGCUGCACCGGCAGCACAAGGGCGUGAUGCAGUGGAAGGCGGCUAGGACGCUGGACUGGAUGGCCGACAAGGUCAAUGAGGGCAAGGGCAAGGCGGUCGAUGCCUUUCACCACAGCGACAAGGGGCAGGGCAUCGAGACCGAGGUGUGA
This is a messenger RNA of Lasiosphaeria miniovina, 4158 nucleotides long. RefSeq lists its product as uncharacterized. The coding region runs from base 1 to 4158 and encodes 1385 amino acids. The transcript has 2 exons. Lineage: Eukaryota; Fungi; Ascomycota; Sordariomycetes; Sordariales; Lasiosphaeriaceae. Gene Ontology annotation, molecular function: lipid binding. The record is from RefSeq and is a predicted model, not a curated record.